Molecule: messenger RNA, 6200 nt
Organism: Gambusia affinis (western mosquitofish)
Lineage: Eukaryota; Metazoa; Chordata; Actinopteri; Cyprinodontiformes; Poeciliidae
Gene: prkd2
Product: protein kinase D2
Exons: 19
Coding region: 1223-4030 (935 amino acids)
Biological process (GO): protein phosphorylation
Molecular function (GO): ATP binding; protein serine/threonine kinase activity
Source: RefSeq, a predicted model, not a curated record
AUGGUGAUAACCUCUCACUAAGUCUCGUUUCUGUUCUGUUCCGUUCACCCCAACCCAUCAUCUUCCAGGGUUCCCUGCCCACUGAGCUUGUUCUAAUGAAAUCUGACGACAAAUUAGGAUGUAAACAACUCUGCAAAGACGCAGGCGUGGUUCUGCUGUUACGGUCUGCGAAAGGUGCGACCGAUCAACAAACAGAAGAGAAAAACGACGUCACGGAGGUGGAGGAGGCAGGGGGAGCACAACUUUGCGAAGGGACAGAAAGUGGCUAUUGGGAGCAGGAUGAGGAAGCGAUGGGGAGGGUGUUUGAGCAUGGAGCUGCCCCCUCGCCUCAGGCGGUGUAAGAGGAUCUGCGCUGACCAAAUAACCCUAAACCGUGGAAGGAGAGAAAAAAAGGAAAGGGAGGGGAAAUGUUGAGAGUAUAGAGUCAGAAGGUGGAACUUACUGGAAGUUUAUUGGCUUCAGGUGGUGUCAGUCACGUUACUUCCUUCUUUGCUGUGGUGAGAGGGCAGGAGGAAGGGUAGGAGGGAGGUACCCUCACAUCAGCCAGCUCUGUCUCUCUGCUUUUUCGCACAAAAAGAAGCCUGCACUUGGGUUUGAAAGUGAAACAGGGCAAGACUUGUAAAAGGAGUGCAGCGUCUUGGCCUUUUUCAUUCUCACAGUUUCCUGUUCAAGGAAGCCAUUUUGUUACCCAGCCCUGGAGCAGAUCACUUAUACAAAGUUUGCCAUUGUUUUUUCUCUCUCCCCUGCUCUCGCCCACGGCCGGGGGAGUCUCACGGCUGGCUUUGGACUUUCUACUCUGCAGAGCAACAUCUUUGGAGCAAGCCGAGCUGAAGGAGGAAGGUGGAGGUGGAACAACGGCAAUGGUGGGAGGGAAGAGGGGGGGCAGAUCUCUCUCCCUUUCGGUGGGUCUUUUUCUCAAGCUUGUCAUGCUUGAAGAAUGACAGAAGUCAGACGACGUGAAACAAGCGCCUGAAAGGACUUGAAACUGCUUCCUGGAUAAGAAUUUCUUCCUCGCUCCUCUGGAGGGAGGCAGACUAGCGACUCAGGGGGGGACAGGGACUCUGCCCAGUGUGUGGAUACCCAUAUUUCCUCUCUCCCAACAGGACAGUUUGAAUGAGUGUGACUUUUCGCAGAAAAACUUCUUCUUCACCAGGGUGUGUGCUCGUCUCUGUGUAUGCUUAGAGCUUCAGGCAGUCGGCAGGGGAGAGCCAGUGGACUCUGAAUGGCUAACGCGAGCUCCUGCAUGCCCUCAGGGGCAAUGUCCCAGGUCUUCUUCCCCCCAGCAGGGGCCUCCCCACCUGGCUCAGCAGUGAUGCAGACGGGACCUCCCAUAUCCAUGCCCUCCAUGCCUCCUCAGGCUCCGUUUCCAAUGGUGGACCCGACAGCAGGACACGUUGGGAUGACGAUUCCCUCAAUGAUUUGCAAUCCAGAUGGGGUGUCCUUCAUCAUCCAAAUUGGUCUGACCAGGGAAUCUGUCCUGCUGCCCCAGACUGCUGACCUGGCGUAUGUGAAGCAAGUGGCCUGCUCCAUUGUUGACACCAAGUUUCCAGAGUGUGGAUUUUAUGGCAUCUAUGACAAGAUUUUGCUGUUCAAGCAUGACACAACCUCCAACAACGUCCUCCAGCGGGUCAAAUCCACAAGUGACAUUCAGGAGGGAGAUCUGGUGGAAGUGGUGCUUUCAGCGGCAGCCACAUUUGAAGAUUUCCAGAUUCGGCCCCAUGCGCUCAACGUGCACUCGUACCGAGCCCCGGCCUUCUGCGACCACUGUGGAGAGAUGCUGUUUGGACUGGUCAGACAAGGCCUGAAGUGUGAUGGAUGUGGGCUGAACUACCACAAGCGCUGUGCUUUCAGCAUCCCGAAUAACUGCAGUGGAGCGCGCAAGCGACGGCUGUCCACCACUUCUCUGAGUAGCAGUCAGUCCCUGCGUCUCUCCACCAGCGAGUCGGUCUACAGCGUGGGGACAGCCUCCACCUGCUCUGAAGAAACCAGUUUAAUUCGCUCUCACACACAAAUGCCGCGGACUCCUAGUGAGGCGCGGCGCUUCUACACAGGCCGGCCUGUUCAUCUGGAUAAGAUCCUGAUGACGAAGGUGAAGGUGCCCCACACAUUUGCUAUUCACUCAUACACACGGCCGACGGUGUGCCAGUACUGCAAGAGACUUCUCCGCGGAUUGUUCAGGCAGGGUCUACAGUGCAAAGACUGUAAAUUCAAUUGCCAUAAGCGCUGUGCAUAUAAGGUUCCUAAUGAUUGCCUCGGGGAAACCAUUGGAGACAACAGAAGUAACUGUGACAUGCUGAGUCCCAGCGCCGACACCGAAGUGCCCAUGGACUUCAGCAGUGAGUACGACAACUCGGACAAGUCUUCAAUGGAUGACUCGGAUGAGGCCUGCAGCAUCCCCGGGUCCUUUUCUCCAGACAACAACCAGGAUGGGACAGGUGGAGACCAAAGUGCUAAUAUCCCACUGAUGAGGGUUGUCCAGUCGGUGAGGCAAACGACUCGACGAUCCAGCACAGCUAUUAAGGAAGGAUGGAUGGUUCACUACAGCAACAAGGACACUCUGAGAAAGAGGCACUACUGGCGCCUGGACUGCAAGUGCAUCAUCUUGUUCCAGAACAACACCUCCAACAAAUACUACAAGGAGAUCCCACUUUCUGAGAUUCUGGAGGUGCGUCCUGCUACUGACUUCACUCUAGUCCCACAAGGCACCAAUCCUCACUGCUUUGAGCUCGUCACAGGCACUAUGUGCUACUUUGUUGGGGAGGACCCCAAUACCCUUCCCUCACUGUCCACCAGCAACCCCCACACCCUUCCCCAGACACCCCCCUCCCCCAGUAUGGUGCAGCCCAACAGUGGCAUUGGGCGGGAGGUGGCAAACUCCUGGGAGUGCGCCAUUCGCCAGGCGCUCAUGCCAGUCAUCUUUCAGGAUGCCCCGCCGGCUGAGGGACACACGCCACACAGACAAGCCUCCAUCAGCAUUUCUGUCUCCAACAGCCAAAUCCAAGAGAAUGUGGAUAUUGGCACAGUGUACCAGAUUUUUGCUGAUGAAGUGCUCGGAUCUGGUCAGUUUGGUGUUGUGUAUGGAGGAAAGCACAGAAAGACGGGAAGAGACGUUGCUGUCAAAGUCAUCGACAAGCUCCGAUUUCCCACCAAGCAAGAGAGCCAGCUGAGGAACGAGGUGGCCAUCCUGCAAAGCUUGCGACAUCUGGGAAUAGUGAACCUGGAGUGCAUGUUUGAAACCCCAGAGAAAGUGUUUGUGGUGAUGGAGAAGCUGCAUGGUGACAUGCUGGAGAUGAUCCUUUCCAGCGAGAAGGGAAGACUGCCGGAGAGGCUAACUAAAUUCCUCAUCACACAGAUUCUCGCAGCGCUCAGACAUCUCCACUUCAAGAAUAUCGUUCACUGUGAUCUGAAACCUGAGAAUGUGCUGCUUGCCUCAGCCGAUCCGUUCCCGCAGGUGAAGCUGUGCGACUUUGGUUUUGCACGCAUCAUCGGUGAGAAGUCUUUCCGUCGCUCUGUCGUCGGCACACCUGCCUACUUGGCCCCAGAGGUUCUGCUGAACCAGGGCUACAACCGCUCGCUGGACAUGUGGUCGGUCGGCGUCAUCAUGUACGUCAGCCUUAGCGGCACGUUUCCCUUCAACGAGGACGAAGAUAUCAACGACCAGAUUCAAAACGCGGCCUUCAUGUACCCAGUCAACCCCUGGAAAAAGAUCUCCAAGGAUGCUACCGACUUGAUUAACAACCUGCUGCAAGUCAAGAUGAGGAAACGCUACAGUGUCGACAAAAGUCUGAGCCAUUCCUAUUUACAGGACUACCAGACGUGGCUGGAUCUGCGGGAACUGGAGACCAAGCUUGGUGAGCGCUACAUCACCCACGAGAGUGACGACAGCCGCUGGCAAACGUACGCCAUGAAGCACAAACUGUCGUACCCGGCUAACUACGUCCCUCCCCCGCCUGCGUCAGCCUCUGAUGACGAUGACGGCGGGGAGGACUCAGACAUGAAAGGCCUCACUGAGAGAGUGAGCAUCCUCUGACCACAGAAAAACACUCCUGACUCUUUUUUUAAAUUUUUAUUUUAUUUUAUUUUUUAAAGAAGACGGCGCAGUCCACCUGGAGUGUGAGAAGACAUAAAAAUUGGCAGAGAACAUCCGUUUCUCUCGAGAACAUUGCUCUGCUGUUUGAACCUCGGAACCUGCUUUGUGUCAGUUUCACUGCACUAAAUCCAAUUUCUUUCUCUUCCAACCAGGAGUCCUUAGAACUGCUUAUCGCUCACCUCUGCUGUUAUUGGUUCUCUUUCAUCCUUUGAAUGUUUUGUGGGUUUUUUUUUUUUUUUACCUGGAAGACCACCCACUUUGAUUUCAAAUUAUUAUGUUUGAUUCACCCAGCAAGGUUUUAGAGACUCUGAAAAAACUCACAGUUGAACUGGUGAAAUCAGUCACUGAAACCAAAGGUUUUGAUCUUGUUCCCUCGCUGCAACGUGGAUCACAGCAAAGCAAGAAAUGGACCUUGGACCGCAAACUGAAGGGUUGUUUUCACCGCAUGCUUAAAUAUAGAUGAAGCUGCCUAUAGUCUGAUUAGAACUGCAGGAAUUCCUAAUGUGUGCCUUCAAAAGAGUGGCCUUAAUAUUCUCACCAUGUCUUUUUAAGCGAUGGGUUUUUACUAUAACAAAAGACUUUCUUUGCCGGUAAUUACCCACCUGAAUGCACAGAAGUUAAAGCCAUUUUCACUCUCAAAUGAAUUCCCAUAAAUCCAUGUCUUGCAGAUGAAAAAGCCUUAAAAAUUGCAAGUGUUGAUCUAUCAAGAAUGUACUAUUUGUAGUAAUUGCCACCAGUUGGGAGCGAUAAUGGACCCAUGGGAGUAAAAGACAUGGCAAAUUGUAAAUGACACUGUGAAUUUGAAGGAAGUCUAAGCUUUUUUUGACGGAUCUUUGUCCCCCUCCAUCAUUUCGUCGUUCGGCUAACAGAUUAUCAGUCUUGUGUCUAAGGAUUUGUCACUGAGUGGUGAAAUUGCUCCUAUUGUGUUGAGACUCUGGCUGUCAUCACUUCCUAAAAUCAGUCAAUUGAAAUCAAGAUUAUAGCACGUCUUCACAGCCGACUGUCAUGCUGUUGAGGACCAGCGGUUAAAUGAGAACAUCUUUUCACAGGAGCCGGACUUCAUCACAACCACAAACGUCGAUGUAUAUAAAACUUAAGAGGAAGGAAGGGGAGGCUAGUUUUAGAUUACUUUUCCUGUACUCUGCUGCCUCUGAAUGACACCUUCAGGAGUCGCCUGCCAGGUAAAUAAAGUCCCCUCCAUGUGUAAUCUCAUCUUGAAGGCUUCAGAGCUUUGUGAGAAAAUAUUUGCGAACAAACAGCACCAUUUUGGAGAACAUCUCACAUGACCGCUCGCUGGACAUAAAACCCCCCAGAAACUUAUAUGUGCAAAUGAUUCAAGACAAGGCUGGAGAAGCAACCAAGAGUCCCAUGGUACAAACAUCUACAGCUCCAGACUUUUGAGCAGUGGAUCUUUAGUAAUGUGGCCUCUACGGAUAACGUAGAUAGAUAUAUUCAAAGGAAACUAUUAAACAUCCAAUCUGACUAAAAAUGAGCAGCAUUGUGACGAAAAGGGCAAGAGUUUCACUCAGGAUGUGCAAAGCUAAGCGAGGCGUAUCCAGAGGAAUUUCCAGCUGCGUUGCUGGGAAAGACGCUUCCGCGAAAACGAUUUGCGCCCGUAAUCAAAUUUUGAAACAAGCUUUUAUACUUCCUCCAUUUCCUGAUUAUUUACUGCUUUUGGUUGGUGUGGUACAUAAAAUCUCAAUACAAUUCAUUGAAGAUAGUGGUUGUGAUGUGACAAACUGAAAAAAUUUAAAGGCGUUUAAAGGCGAGGGUUCUUUCGUAUUGUAGUAAAAUCGCUCGGGUGGACAGGAUGGGCUGGCCGGCUAGAACUAAUGUGCAUGUAGUUAAACUACAUUUCUUUUCAAUAUGUUGCAUGUUUAUUUUUAAUUUUUUUUUUUUUUUUGUGAAGUACAGUUAUCUCAAGAUUUCUUUUGGCCAUGCUGUAGUGAUUAUGGCCUAUUAUGAAAAACAUGUUACCCAGAACUUUACGUAGUUGUCAAAUGUGUGUAGAUUGUGUACAUGAUGCUCCUGGUCUUUAUACCAAAUAAUGCAGACUUAAACUUUAUUCUGUCUGUUCUAGAAAUGUUAAUAAAUCACUGACAUACCCGUC